This is a messenger RNA of Antechinus flavipes (yellow-footed antechinus), 1286 nucleotides long. RefSeq names its product cell division cycle associated 3 (gene CDCA3). The transcript has 6 exons. Bases 223 to 1029 code for a protein of 268 amino acids. The record is from RefSeq and is a predicted model, not a curated record. NCBI's taxonomy places the organism in Eukaryota, Metazoa, Chordata, Mammalia, Dasyuromorphia, Dasyuridae.
CGUCUGGACCGAAUGGUAACAGAUCCUCUGGAAAAUCCUGAAACCGAAAAGUGAGCGAGCUUUCGGAGCUGGGAGGCAUUUUCCCCCUUCCCUCUUUUCUACUCCGGGACUUUCUGUCUGCACUACGCUGGGGCCUCCACUCCGGGGAACCAAAGUCGUCAGAAGUCAAAGGUCUUCCCGUGCUCCCGCCCUCGUGGGCAGCUGGCCGGCCGAGCUGCGAGGAUGGGCUCGGCUAAGAGCGUCCCGGCCACCCCGGCCCGUCCUGCGCCAUGCAACAAGCACCUGGCGCACGUAACAGACCCUCGUUCUCCCAGCGCAGGCAUUCUGCGCACCCCCAUCCAGGUAGAGAGCUCGCCACAACUAAGUCCACCUGCCAUGGAAUGGCAGCAGGAAAUGGUGCAACACCCUCAGGACUCAGAUCCCCGGUCUCCCACAUUUGGCAUCAUCCGGACACCCAUGAAAACCAGCACAGUAGACCUUUCAAACCAGCUGGUAAAGCAGCUUAGUGAGGCCUUUGGGGCUGAAGCCUCUAAGCCAGAGCAUUCCACUGAGCUGGUCCUACCUGUGAAGUUUUCAUCACAUCCUAAGCAGGACUUGUCUCUGGAUACUCCAAUAUUCCUUGAACGCCAGAAACUACCAGCCUCCCUGAACCAAACUGAAGUUUCCCGAAAACAGGCAAACACUACAGAAGUAACAGAACAGCCUCCAGCUCUUCGAAUGACCAGCCAGGACCCUGACAAGUUUUUCAGAGGCUCUGAGACUCCUUGUUCCUCAGGUUCUAGGCCCCCUAGAAGGAAACCUGCUGGCAAGGUCCUAGGGAGAUCACCCCUCACCACCCUGCAGGAUGAUAAUUCCCCUGGUCCCCUGAUGCCUCGGCAGAAUAAACGGUCCACAGUGCUGAGUGAGAAUGUGGGAGAAUGGAGAGAAGGGGCUAUUCUAGGAACUGGACACCCUUUGAAGAUCACUGGACGGGCCUGGGAUCAGGGUCAUAACAAAGAGAACCAGCAUUGUCCCUUGAUUGAGAACUAGAACCUAAUUCUCUCUACUGUAGAUUUUGGCGCUUCAUUUUAUCUCCUCUCUUAAUAGCCCUGAGAUGGAUCCAUUCAUUUAUCUUGCCUCCCCACAACUGAGGUAAUCCACUCUGAAGAAGAGUGUAUCUUGUCAACCAUUAUCUUCAUGCUCCCCUUAUCUCAUUCCAGAUAAUUCCCUCAUCCCCACUUGUACAGUAUGUAUUUGAUGUGUGUAUGAUUUCUUUUAUAUUAAAGAAAAUGUUGAAAAAAUUAAAA